Molecule: messenger RNA, 2922 nt
Organism: Dreissena polymorpha
Lineage: Eukaryota; Metazoa; Mollusca; Bivalvia; Myida; Dreissenidae
Exons: 12
Coding region: 863-1951 (362 amino acids)
Source: RefSeq, a predicted model, not a curated record
UUAUAAUACCGCACUGGAUCUGUGUUGGAACCUAGACUUUUAGCAGCAAAAGCUAACGGGCUACGACUAGAAUACGCGGUCGUUUGGAUUUGAAUGAGAUUUUAAAAUCAAAACGUUUAUACACGUUUUUGCUCAAUUAUGGAUGAACAUUUAUGAACUUGUGUGCUAAAUAUUUUACAGUUUUCUCUGUCAUGACAGUUUGUUUGCUUUUACAAAACAAUGCAUGCAAUAUUCAUUUGCAUGCAUGACACAUUUGUUUUUGGAAGUUGUUAUGUUUUUUUUAAUUUAAAUUUACCCGAACAUCCGUGUUCUUUAUAGCUAUAACCAAAGUUUUAACGUUAGAAGUGGUAUGAUAACAUAGAUUUAACGAGAUACAAAAUGCUCGUUUUAUUGUUUUGUGUCACAAUAUAUUCCACAUGAAUUUCUCGCGACGAUAUCCGGACAUUCACGAGCAAACGCGAGAUUGGUUUCGGUCAGCGUCGGAAGCACGACGUAGGUCUUAAAUAAUUAAGAAAUAGUAAAAAACGGAAAAAAACUAUUUCGGCAUGGACGUCACCGUCUUGAUUUCCGUUUGAUCAACACGUGAUUACACGCUCAGUAUUUAUAAAAUGCGGGUAAAAGGUAUGUGGUUGAAGGGGCAACACAUUUAGGAAUAGGCUAUUGUUGGCGGAAAAGCUUCCAAGUAUAAUUGAUUGUGUACGCCUUGACGUGGUUCCAUGAUACCGACGCGCAUUAGACGACGAUAUCAUGACACAAGUGAAACUCAGGAUACACAUGCCAAAAAGUGUUUAAUAAUAGUUCGUUAGCGGCUGUACACCUGGGUGUGGUUCUAUGGUACUGACACACUUUGGGUGGCGACAUCAUGACGCGAGUAUCACCGGAAUGCAGUCUGUCUAUCACAUCUCUUCAUACUGACAAUUCAGUUCCCGAAUUUGCGGAAAACUCUACCCAUUUAGCGGAUCGUACAUGUUCAGUUUCGAAAAAAACAACGAUGGCAUUAGGAAUAAUAAUACCUGUGUGUGUGGUACUUGUGGUAUGCGUCGUCGUUCCAAUCGAAGUGAUUCGAAACCGGAACAAGAACAAUCCUUCCGUGAACAGAGUAGGUACGUGCACACUGACAGAGUAUACCAUGGGGAAACCAUUAGGAGUAAAGUGUUACGUUGACAGAACGGAUCCAGCAGACGCGUUCACCGAUAUAGACGCCAAGUACACGCACUUAGCUCUAGAUGGCCGAAUCAUUUCACAAGUAAACUGUACAUUUGAAGCUGCGGAAGGCACACUAACUUGUACCGGUCCAAAUGUUACCUGUCUGAUCCGUGGGACGUUAUCUAUUUCACUGUCUGACACAGGAGGGAACACUGUGCUAAGCACCAAACUGGAACUUCGGUCACCUGAUCAUCCCUUGGAGACAAGUGUGUCUCAAGUCUUUGAUCCACGUGAUCCAAAUUUGUCAUCAAUCUUCACAUUCACGUGCGAAGUGACGUCAUCGUGUAGUGAGUUUGCCAUGACUGUUGAUGUCGAGAGAAUCCGGUAUCUUUCCGAAGAUGAUGCCAAAUUGUGUAACACAACACCGAUGACAGAUGGAGGGCAUAACAAGAGUUGCGUGUUCGAAAUCAACGAGGGUGUGAUACGCCAAAAUAGUUCGAUGGACAUUUCAUGCGUUCUCCAUCAAAAUGGCAUCGCCGCUAAGCAACACAACUUCCGUCUGCCAGCUUGUUCGGAUAUUUCGUCUGAAUGCGUUUGUGCGGCGCCUGUUACCACUUGUGAACUGAUUUGUACAAAAUUUGAAAAGUGUUCAAAUGACUCCGAAAGAUAUCAAAGUAUUUUCAAGAAUAUUACUCAAUGCGAUACGUUGUGCGUCGGGAAAUGGUGUCGUGAUACAUUCAACAAGACUGUGACUAUAACAUCGGAAAUAUUACAGGCAAUGUGUACAAAUUCUAGUACAAUGUAGAUGACACGCCGGGAAGAAAACAGACCAUUCAGUAUUGUAUUGAUGUAGAAUCUAGCAAGUAUAUCGACUCAGGAUAUAAACGUUGCAUUGUUGUACAUGUUUUACCAUGUAUGCGUAUCGUAUAAUUUACACAUUCGCUUUAAUUUCUCAUUUUUGCGUUUAUCGUGCUAGAUCAUUUUAGUAUGAAAUGUGUUCUGUAUGAAACGAAUUGCAGCGACUGUCAUACAUUUCAAUAAUAGUUUUUGUCCUAAACAUUUGGUUUUGUAUAAUUUAGUUUUUUGUUUAGCGUUUAGUUUGCUGGCGAACCAUAUUGCGUAUUUUCUACUUAAAAGGAUAUCCAUGGAAAGGUUUAUAACAUGUUAGUUUUGAUAAUGGUAAUUUCACUGGUACAUUUUAGCUGAUUUUUGCAGACGCUUUGACGUCCAAAUGUUUUAAAGUUAAUAGUUUGAAAUACGUAAAUAUUAUUUCAUUUGGAAGCAUGACACGAAAACCUUUUGCAUUUUAUAUAUAGUACUUGAGGAUGUGAUUGUUUUAACAUUCUGUUGAGAUGAAUGAUUUUAUACAAUAGUUUUUGUCAGAAUUUGUUGAAAGUAGGUACGUUACGGUAAUUAAUGUACAACCAAAGAGUUGGGUUGUUAUAAAAUCCGUGUAUUUGAUUGUGUUCUAUUUGCAUAAGUAUAUAUAUUUAUUGUUUAUAUGUACGUGUACUUGUUUGUUUUGUUUGUAAUUAAUUAUAUCAGUUAUUAUUAUAAUUAUGAUAAAGUAUAGUCACAUUACUUUCAAUCUCGUUUAUACUAUUGCGAAACAUAGCUUCAUGGGUUGUCUCUCUACAUGAUCGUUUUGUGGACGUAAUUAAGUAAAUUUAUAUUUGCUGUUGCUAUUACUGUUGGUUUUGUUGACGUUCUUUAGUAAACUUAUAUAUUUUUGUUAUUAAUUCCUUUGGUUCUGUUGACGUUAACUUGAAUAUAACG